GGAGACUUGGCACCCUGUUCUGCUAUUCCCAUUUAGCAAACAGGGAUAAAGCAUCAAACAGACUUUGCUUCUGCUGAGACUCCAGAUGAUGCCAGAGAGCUACAGAACUGCAGCCAAUGGGCGUCAAUACAACGUUUGCAGGAGUGGUUUCCUCCCGAGGCAGUCCAGGCUCCUGCAUCCAUCAGCACCCACUGCAUCCCCACACCAGGCGCAGCCCCUCCAAUUUCUGAGUGCUUCUGGAGAGCCAGAGCUCUCACCACAAGUCAGGACCAUGCUGGAGGAUGAGGAUGGGCUGAGCGAGCGGGGGCUGAGCAGCUCGAGGAGGAGAUACGACGAUGAAGAAGAUUAUCAUUCCAUCUACAUCGGGGUACCGGUGCCCCGGGGAUACCGGAGGAAGCGGCGUCGGCGGCGAUCCGCCUCCAGCCGGGACCGGACCAGCGAGAGCGAGCGGCACUACGAGCGGCAGGAGCGCUCCGACACCGACGACGGCGGCCACGGCUGCUACGAGAGCGGCAAUGAUAACGCCAGCAGGACCAUGUCUCCAGCUGCUGAACGUCUCCGUUACAUCCUGGGUGAUGACGAUGAGCCCCCCAACCCCACACUCUUCACAGAGAUGGACACACUGCAGCACGACGGGGAGGAGAUGGAGUGGAAGGAGUCAGCCAGGUGGAUAAAGUUUGAAGAAAAGGUGGAGGAAGGCGGGGAAAGGUGGAGCAAACCCCACGUGUCCACGCUGUCUUUGCACAGCCUGUUUGAGCUGCGGACGUGCCUGCAGACAGGAACGGUGCUCCUGGAUCUCGAUGGUUACUCUUUGCCCCAAAUCAUAGACGAUGUCAUUGAGAAGCAGAUAGAGGAUGGUCUGCUCAAACCUGAGCUGAGGGAAAAGAUCAGCUACGUGCUCCUCAGGAAGCACCGCCACCAGACCAAGAAGCCAAUCCACCGCUCCUUGGCCGACAUCGGCAAGUCGGUGUCCUCCAACACAAGUCGCAGCCCCGUCCGCAGCCCAGCUGCAGGUGCUGCCUUCCAUCGCUCCACGGAGGACCUUCGGAUGCGGCAGAGCGCGAGCUACGGCCGCCUGCGCCACGUGCAAAGCCGAAGCAUGAAUGAUAUCUCAGACACACCGAGCACCGACCAGCUGAAAAACAAAUUCAUCAAGAAGAUCCCCAAGGAUGCGGAGGCCUCCAACGUGUUGGUGGGAGAAGUGGAAUUCCUUGAGAAGCCCUUCGUAGCGUUCGUGCGGCUGCUCCAGGCAACCAUGCUGGGAGGGGUGACGGAGGUGCCCGUCCCCACCAGAUUCCUCUUUAUUCUCCUGGGCCCCGCAGGAAAAGCCAAAUCCUACAAUGAGAUCGGCAGAGCCAUUGCGACCCUCAUGGUGGAUGAUCUCUUCAGUGACGUUGCUUACAAAGCCCGAGAUAGAGAAGACCUGAUUGCUGGCAUAGACGAAUUUCUGGAUGAAGUCAUUGUCCUGCCACCUGGCGAGUGGGACCCCAACAUUAGGAUCGAGCCACCCAAAAAAGUGCCCUCAGCUGAGAAGAGGAAAUCAGUUUUCUCAUUGAAUGAAGUGGGGCAAAUGAAUGGCACAGCUGGAGGGGCAGGUGCUGGGAGCGGUGGAGGAGGCAGUGAUGAUGGGGAGAUGCCUGAAGUGCAUGAAAUUGGGGAAGAGCUCGCGUGGACUGGGAGGUUCUGUGGUGGCCUCUAUUUGGAUAUCAAGAGGAAGCUUCCCUGGUUCCCAAGUGACUUCUAUGAAGGCUUUCAUAUCCAGUCCAUUUCUGCCAUCCUCUUCAUCUACCUGGGCUGCAUCACCAAUGCCAUCACAUUUGGGGGUUUGCUUGGAGAUGCAACAGACAACUACCAGGGUGUCAUGGAGAGCUUCCUUGGCACAGCAAUGGCAGGUUCCAUGUUUUGCCUCUUUGCUGGACAGCCGCUCAUCAUCCUCAGCAGCACCGGCCCCAUCCUCAUCUUUGAGAAGCUGCUCUUUGACUUCAGCAAAGGUAACGGCAUCGACUACAUGGAGUUCCGCCUCUGGAUCGGCCUGCACUCUGCCCUACAGUGCCUUAUCCUGGUGGCCACUGACGCCAGCUUCAUUAUAAAGUACAUCACCCGCUUCACAGAGGAAGGCUUCUCCACCCUCAUCAGCUUCAUCUUCAUCUACGAUGCCAUCAAGAAGAUGAUAGGGGCCUUUAAGUACUACCCCAUCAAUUCGGACUUCAAGCCAGACUAUGUGACCAUGUACAAAUGCGAGUGCGUUGCUCCUGACCCAGCCAACAUGACACUGUUCGAUGCUUCAGUUCCAGUAGCACCAAACACCACUAACGUAUCUCUGUACAAUGCUAUUAACCUCACAGCUCUGGAUUGGACUCAGCUGAGUAAGAAGGAGUGUCUCAAGUACGGCGGCAGCUUAGUGGGGAAAUCCUGUAAAUUUGUGCCCGACCUGGCCCUCAUGUCCUUCAUCCUCUUCUUUGGGACCUACUCCAUGACUCUCACCUUGAAGAAGUUCAAAUUCAGCCGCUACUUCCCCACCAAGGUUAGGGCCUUCAUUGCUGACUUUUCCAAUGUCUUCUCCAUCCUGCUGUUUUGUGGUGUGGAUGCCUGUUUCGGCCUGGAUACCCCGAAGCUGCACAUCCCCAGUAUCAUCAAGCUCCAAGUGCCUACUGACUUUAAGCCCACGCGUGUGGACCGAGGGUGGUUUGUCUUUCCCUUUGGGAAGAACCCAUGGUGGGUGUACCUGGCCAGCGCGCUGCCUGCCCUGCUCGUCACCAUCCUCAUCUUCAUGGACCAGCAGAUCACAGCCGUCAUCGUCAACAGGAAGGAGCACAAGCUGCGGAAAGCAGCAGGCUACCACCUGGACCUCUUCUGGGUGGGCAUCCUCAUGGCAGUGUGCUCCUUCAUGGGGCUGCCCUGGUACGUGGCAGCCACCGUCAUCUCCAUCGCCCACAUCGACAGCUUGAAGAUGGAGACAGAGACCAGCGCUCCUGGGGAGCAGCCCCAGUUCCUGGGGGUCAGGGAGCAGAGGGUGACGGGCAUCAUUGUCUUCGUGCUCACAGGGAUUUCUGUCUUCCUGGCCCCGAUUCUGAAGCAUUUGUCCCCCUCCCCAGGAGUGAGCUGCUGCCUUCCUUGGGGUAAGGGCCGUGUUUUUCCAUGUCCCCAGUACAUCCCCAUGCCAGUGCUGUACGGUGUCUUUCUGUACAUGGGCGUCGCAUCGCUGAACGGCAUCCAGUUCUGGGACCGCUGCAAGCUCUUCCUCAUGCCAGCCAAGCACCAGCCCGACUACGUCUUCCUGCGGCACGUUCCGCUGCGCCGCAUCCACCUCUUCACGCUGGUGCAGAUCGUCUGCCUGGCCGUGCUCUGGAUCCUCAAAUCCACCGUGGCUGCCAUCAUUUUCCCUGUCAUGAUUUUAGCCCUGAUCCUGGUGCGGCGACUGCUGGACUUUGUCUUCUCCCAGCAUGACCUGGCCUGGAUUGACAACAUCAUCCCUGAGAAGGAGAAGAAGAAGGAAGAUGACAAGAAGAAGAAGAAAAAGGGCAACAAAGGGGACAGCAGCAGUGAUGAGGAGGAAAGAGGUCCCCCACCUGGAGCUCUGCGUUCUGACUCCUCUCCGAAUGGUUCUGACAUGGAUCGCAGCAUUACACUCCACCUGAAGAUUUCAUGCCCAUCAUCUCCUGCAUUUAAUUACUCCCGAAGCCCCAUCUGUGCUGUGCCCCAGGUGAAGAUAGAGAUGGAGUCAGACUAUGAGGACACCGACACCGAAAAGGCACCGCGGGACAUGGGCAGUGAGACCACGCUAUAGUUCCCUGCAGUGCUUCCUCUAAUUUAUAUAUAUAUAUAGAUAUUUAUAUAUUCAUAUAUAUAUAUAAAGCAAAUUGGACAUAUUUUUCUACAUGAGACUGAGGAGAGCGCUGGCUCCCAAGGCUGCUGCUCCUGUAGUUCUUACUGCUGUCCCAUUUCCUCCCUUUCUGUUGGGCGAAGGCACCGGCGCUGAUGGCAAAACGGGGCUCAAAAUGUGGAAAUGAGCAUUUUUGGCCUCUGAACCACUGCUGGGCUGGAGAAGCCAAAGGCAGCUGGGGGUGGUGCUGGGGAACGUCCCAGCCAUCCCAUCAGGGUCCUGCUGUAGGGGAGGGGUUCUCCUGCCCAGGGGGACUCAGCACAGAGGCAGGGGAUGAGGAUGCGUUGGAGGCUGAGGACUGGCAGGAGGAGGGAAAGCUCAGGAGCUGCAGUGCCUGAGGUGGGUGUGUUGUGGGAGCAGCAGGAAGGAACAGAGCUUGAUCACUGCUGCAGAGAACUGGGAAUGCUUUCCAUAAGGAACUGGGCAGCAGAGCUGAGCACGGCCAUGCCUGACCCCGUGUCACUGCCCCAGCAAGGCGCAGUGCUGGGUCCCAAAAUCCAGUAACGGGGCAGGAGCCCUGUUGUGCGCCCAGCCAGGCCCUUCCUGCACCUUCUCCUUGCCCCAUACACACCAAGGAGCCUCCCAGCUCCUGGACAAGGGAGUCUGCACUCCUCAAGCUCCUCCACCCCCAUUACACACACAUGGUUUAACAGCAAACAUCCCCCCACGUAACCCCAGGAUGGGGCUUCUUCUGCCUUUAUUUUAAGGCUGUAAAAAGCCCUCUCUCUUCCCCCAGGCAGAAACAGCCUACCUGGUAUUUAUAGGAGCUCUGUGCUCUUGCCAGCCAGCAGUUCCUGGGACACUGACUAAAUAUUGCACCUGGUCUGAACCUCCACGUGGGACAGCCCAGUUCUUUGUAAAUAGUCAAGUCAAACAAGAAGGACUUGAAUGCAAUUUCGUGUUUAUAGCAGUGUUUUUCUGGUUCAAGAACACCUAUGGAACCAUGGUGAGCUUAAUAAGACAGCAUUACUCUGGUCACCACUUUAGCUUGACGUUAACAUUAAGAGCUAUUGCAGCUUGGGUGCACCGUGUCUAUUUUUUAGUAUUUUGUACCAAUCUCAUGCAUGGUAGCUGAAGCAUGGCACAGGUAGGUUUCUGCUUGUAAUCACUGCACCGUGGUUAAUUUGCUUUAUCCACUAUGUCAGCUCUACUGCACAGCAGCCCUGGAAAGGCUUCAUGGACUCUGGGGGCUGUUCCAUAGGUCGCAGCUGAAGCCUCAGCUCAGAUCCUUCUAGAACACAGCUUGUUUCGAUUUAUCCAUUUUGCAAGCCUCACACAUGGUUUAUACUUUUUGUAUAUGAAAUACUGGAGCGUCACAGAUUUGCCAGCCCCGUUACAGUACUACUUUUAGCCAUUUUGUAUUUACCAGUGAUACAAUCCAAUAAAUCUCACUUAAAUUA
Messenger RNA from Tympanuchus pallidicinctus (lesser prairie-chicken), 5283 nucleotides. RefSeq names its product solute carrier family 4 member 5 (gene SLC4A5). The transcript has 28 exons. The record is from RefSeq and is a predicted model, not a curated record. Gene Ontology annotation, biological process: monoatomic anion transport; transmembrane transport; bicarbonate transport. The coding region runs from base 86 to 3787 and encodes 1233 amino acids. Lineage: Eukaryota; Metazoa; Chordata; Aves; Galliformes; Phasianidae. Gene Ontology annotation, molecular function: sodium:bicarbonate symporter activity; monoatomic anion transmembrane transporter activity; solute:inorganic anion antiporter activity. Gene Ontology annotation, cellular component: plasma membrane.